UAGCUGUAGCGCUGAGGGACAACUGAAGGCCGGAUUCUAGCACCAUAACCAUCAGAAGAAAAUUAGGAAUAGGAUCGCAUUGUGUCAUCGUUGUUUAAAGAAGUAGAUCUAGGGCUAGAUUCAGAGUACAGAAAGGAACCAUGAACGAUGCACAAAGGAACGAUGUUGUCAGUCCACCAGCAAAGCGAAUGAAGCAAGCACGGCUUCCAUUCUUUACUCUUACAAACAAGCCAAACAUUUCUUCAACUCCAUCCCCUCAAAUUACCAAGAAGCCUAAGUUGGUCGAUAGGGCCAGCCCUUUCCUCUCUGGAACAGGGAAAGUGAAGCAUGGCGAUAAACAUACAACUCCCCUCAAGAAAGCUGAGACACCCCAAGGAAAGAAGCCUUCAGUCAUGAAGGCACGGAAAAUAGGCUUCAGCAGCGAGGUGGCAGGUAAGCCCUGCGCCCCUCCGGAACAAGAGGUCAGCUCAAGCUCAGAGGAUACCAAGCCUUCGGAGAAGGAAUGUGAUUCAACAGUGGAAACCAGGGAUUGCACCUCGACCGGACUUCCCAAAAAGGUCUCCAAGACAGCUUCCCUUGAUCGGUUUGUGCAGAGUACCCAACAGCCUCAUGUCUCAACCUCUGCUAUCAUCGACAUCACUGAUGCGGAUGAUGAAAUGGAGGACGAUGACGACUUUGAACCUCCAAGGAAGAGCAAGGCUGAAAAGAGGAAACGAGAGAGCCCCACUGAAAGUCCUACGGGUACCAGCACUGACACUGGUGAAUCACCACAAGACAACGAUUCAGCCGUCAACACCAGCAUAUCUUCAGUAUCGUCAUUAGAGCAUGCAUCUUCAGAUGAAGAGGGCUGUGAGGCAAGUAAUCAUAGCAACAGUGUUGAGAAUGACAAACAAGACACACUGAUGGAAACUGCUACAAGUUGCUUGAAGGAGGAGAAAGGUGCUUUAAACAAUAACGUCAAGAAUGAGUCUAUACAAAUGCCCCCACAGCCAGUUACACCAUCAAAUCAGAUGAAACCCAUAAAGAAGACUCCUAUGUCAGCAAAGGCUUUGCAGAGGCUCAAGGAGCAAGAUCAGAAGAAAGAGGAAAAGCAGAGGCUCCGGGAGGAGAAGAAACGCAAGCUGGAGGAGGAGAACGAGAUGAAGAAACGGCUGAAGCUGGAGCAGAAGAAAUCCAAGGAAGAGGAGAAAGAGGCCCAGAGGAAGCAGAAAGCCGAGGAGAAGAAGAAAAAGGAGAUGGAAAAGCAGUUGAAGAAGGAGAAAGAGGAACAGGAGAGGAUAGAGAAGAAGAAAGCCAAGGAGGAGGAACGGAUGAAGAAACAAGAAGAGAUAGAAGCUAAGCAGGAGGAGAAAAAGAAGAAGCAAGAGGAGCGUAUUAAGCAAGAAGAAGAGAAAAAACAAAAAGAAGCCGCAGAGCUUUUGAAGAAAGAGAAGCAGUCUCAAGCCUUCAAAAGUUUCUUUAGCGUACAAGCUCAAGCCCCGGUGAAGAAACCAGAGGUCAAGGGUUGGUUUGCGCCCUUCGAGGUCAAGUCUGAUAUGGUCCUAGCACCAUGCCGGCGAGUACAGGCCAAGGACCUGGACUUGGAGCAGGUUGAUAAGCAUCUGGAGACACCAUCAACUGGCAGUCUGUACCUGGAUAUUUUGAAAUCAGGGAAGUACAAACCAAGGAAAGGUGUCCGUACACCGGGACCUUCAAGGGCUGCUCAAGGAAAAGACAGCAUGGAUGUUGAUGUGCCUUCCACCUCGUCCGAUGACCCUGCAUCUUCCAAGAAGAAGUCAAAGGAGAAGAAACCAGAUGGACUCAAAAUGAAGCUGCUGCAGUUCCAUGAGAAUUACCGGCCAGCUUACUACGGGACUUGGAAGAAGAAGGAAUCUAGUGUGGUCACUGGACGUAACCCAUUCAAGAAGGAUGAGGAUAUUUUUGACUAUGAGAUUGACAGUGAUGACGAGUGGGAAGAGCCUGGUGAAAGCUUGUCACAUUCAGAGGGUGAAGAUGAAGAUGGUGAUGGUGAUGACGAUGAUGAGGAAGAGGAUGGUUUCUUUGUUCCUCAUGGUUACCUCUCAGCGGGCGAAGGUGGAGAAGAUGAGGAGGAUACAGAUAACCUAAAGGCACGUCAGGCAGCCAAAGCCAAGGCCUGGGAGAAUGAGCUGAAGCGACGCUGCGAGGCUCUCAAACCCAUGAUCACCACGUUCAUCCAGGUGGAAUCGACCAAGAAGACCCAACAAGAUGAGAGGAAGAAACUAGAGGCCUACCAGGCCAUGCCUCUUACCAACCUUCCUAUCGCCACCAGCUUCACCAAGCGAGAGAAAGCCAAAGGAGCGGAGGAGGGCACUAACUCGAUGGAGGGAGAUGCUACUGCAGCCCAGAGGCUAGCUGGUGGCAUGGGCAACAAACUCAAGCCAGUCCCAGAAGAAGCUAUGCCAGAGCUAUUGAAGCUGGUACAUGGUAACACGGCAGGUAUCAAGUCUCUUAUCCGGGAAUUCAGGGACUACUGGCGCCGCAAGCAGCAUCGCCUAGAGACCUCCAGCCCCGGAGCCCCUGCUGCUUCUCCAGAUGGCUCCCCAUCUCAACCUGAAGGGGGCCAGAGUAUAUCCUCCAGAGAGUCUCCACUAGGAUCUGCCUUGGCUGCAGGACAGGAAGCUAGUCCAAGUCCUGUUCCUGGAUCAACCACUACUCAAUCCCCGCAGUUCUUAGAUCAUAUAGAUCAUGUCAUCUCCAAACGUCAGCUGGACCUCAAGAUCAUUUCUAUUGCAGUGAGGGAAAGACGUCCACAGCAUUUCAAGCGGAUCUGCUGGUACGUGCAUGACCACAUUCUGGAAAAGUAUAAUCUGACUGAUCUACCUGUUCCCACUGCUUGGGUGAAUGGUGUGGGGGUAAGAGAUGGACAGUCAUCACCGCUACCACCCACCAACAUAGCAGCUAGGCCUGUUGCAGCUGUUCCCAAGCCUGCAGUGAGUAAACCUGUAGUGGUGAAGGCACCUAAUCUCCAUGAAGCUUCUCUGGCCAAACAGCAUAUCUACAUCCCAUCAAGCACCAUGCCGUCCGCCUUCAAUAAGGUAGUAGGUGUGUCAAAUGCAUCUGGUGCCAUGCAUCUUCCUGGGACAGCUUUUCAGAGCACUGCUCCUAUUGGCUAUAUCCAUCAGGGUGGGGCCCUCCUGCAGCCAGGACUUGCACCCAUCCAGGUAGUGCCUUUCCCAAUGCAACAGGCUAUCAACCCAGCAGCGUUCAACAUGAGCAACCUCCUGCAACAGGCUGCAGCAUCCAGUCUUCUGGCCAACAUGCAGCAUGCAACCGCACUUGGCAACACCCUUGUCCAGCGAUCCAACACCAAAGUCCAAACACCUAAUCCUUCUCUUAAAGUACCCAAUAGCAAUACCCUACCUGGUGCUCAACAGAACAUGCCAGGUACUGUCUCUGUACAACCACCCAAAGUUAAAGUCCAAACACCCGGUGCUGCUAUAACAAAACUUGAUACCAAUUCUCUGACUAAGACUUCUGGCAGUCAACAGAACAUGGCCAGCAGCAACCCUGUUCAGCCAUCCAACACCACUGUUCAAACACCUCCCACUGGUGUUAAGUCACCUAACAGCAAUCCGCUACCCAUCUCUAAUGGUGUUCAACAACGUAUGCCAGGAGUGGCACAGAACAGUAUAGGACAAGUCUUUGAUAGUGUGAAGCAGAAGCAAACUUCCCCUGUCUUUAAACCUGGCAUCCGAUCUCCCCCAGGUAGUAUUACACCAAGCAGCUCUGCAGGAAAGUUUCCUGGAAGUGGUCCCUCACUGCCCUCUAUAAUGAAGACUUCCCCACAGCGCCUGGAUGCAGCUAUCGCCAAGAUAUACGAGUCCAAUGCUUUGUUACAGAGCAAGGAGGAAACAAGUCCAGUGUCAGUCAAGAAAACAAAAACCCUUACUAGCUUCUUCAAGGUCCAGAAUCCUAAGAAAUCAGACAACAAACCUCAAGAAAAUUCACUGGAAGCUCCUAAAGAGUGAAGUAAUACUUACCCUCUCCCCCCCCCCUCCCCCUUCCGUCCUAUUUCAUACUAUAACAUGUACCAAGAUUGUUCAUGAAUAUUGUUCAUUUUAUUGUUAUUGUAAUCCUUUAUGUUUGGAUUCGAUAUCAAAAAUGAAAUUCAAGCUUGAAUAUAGUACAUGUACAUGAGAGAGGCUGUAAAUGCAUAGAAUAUCCCUUUUACAUGGCAGUUGCAUCGACUUCAAAUGGGUUUAAGCUUGAUGCAUCAUAACAUUAGCUCUGAUCAUGGCAUGAUGGAUUAGUCUCUGAUUGUUGUUUGCAUCUUAGGCGGCUAUGGGCUGCAAGUUUUGUAUUUUAACUUAUUUACAGUCAUUGUCUGAUUUCUUGUGUUGGUAUCCUAGAAGGCUGAAGACAAAGGCAUACAGAUUUAAUCGUCAUAACCGUAACCCUUGGAGCAGUGCGCUGAUCAUAUGAUAGCCAUACAUAAUACCAUGCCCUCGCGCUGAUCGAUGCUGUAUGUUUUACGAAUGCACUGCACUGAUUGUGCGAUGCCCCUAAAGGCAUAGUGCUAAAAAUUUGUGUAACCUACACUAUGUGGUAGACCGUACAAUAAUCAUGAACCCUUAAAAAAGUUUAUGGUCAUUUGCCUACCUGAAGGUCAUAUGGCUAGCAGGAUAUAAUCAUCUACGAGCAUUCUGCAAUUAUCAUCGUAGACCAAAUGUAAGCAGAGCAUAAGAGCUUGCUUUUCUUUUCUUCUGUUAAGUUUUGUUUAUUUUGUUUUGUGGUAGGCAUAGUCCAUUAUGUUUUAUUAUCUCAGUACCAUAUCUGUUCAUGUAGAAUAAGAAUUGUGUAGAGUUUCAUGUUAUUUACCAGUGUUUCAUUUCAGUUUAUCUUCAUCAUUAGAUUUUAAACUAGUUGAACCUAUUACAUGUAUGACUUAUAUAUGUAGUUAAUAUAUGAUUCCUUUCAUUUCAUCCCCCAUAUUUACUUCCUUGUUUUUGUUUCAUCUUCCUUAUUAUUGUUUCAUCUCUCUGUUUUUUUCUUUCUUUCUUCUUACUUUCUAGUUUCUUCUUUCCAUUCUGUUUCCUCUUUCCAUUCUAUGUUUCCUCUUUUUUGUAUCUUUCUAUAUUGUCCCUUUCCCGUUUUCUUUCUUCCUCCUCUUUUCCUUUUCUUUACUUUUCACAUCAUCCUCUCUUACAUACUGUAUUCCUUCUCCUUUCUCCAUGUCAAUAUGUUUCUUUAGUAUUUUAUAUUUUAAUCUUUGUUUUGAAAACUGCAUGUUACACACAAGUUCUUUUGUCAUUACAUAAAGUACACAGUAUACAGAUUCAAUACCAAUCUUCACAAAUCAGUUUAUUUUUUUGUCUUCUACAAAUAUUUAUUGCCUACACAUUCAAACAAAAUAUUCAUUUGAAUACAAAGUACUUUUUCAUUUGUCAAGGUAUGCCUACAAGAAAUGUAUGUAAUCAAUCUCAAAUGUACAUGUAUGUGGGAUUGUAUGCAAUUAAGCUUUGAUGAGGGGGGGGGGGGACAAAAGCAAAGCUGGCAGCAAUGCCUAUGUUUAAUAAAUUGUAUGCAUCAAAGGGCACUUAACAGAGUUUGUUCUGUACCAAACUUGCAUGAAAACGAAGCAAGUAUUAUGUGAAUAGCAUUAAAAUUGCUGUUGAAAUUCACCUAAAACUCUAAUCCUCUGUACUUUAUUAAAAUGAUUCUAACUUCAAAUCCACCCUUUCAAAAGACAAAAAUUAUAUAUGGUCUCAAAAGACUGGGGUUGUUAUUAGAUAAUAAACUGAAUUUAAUAUUAUUCAUAAUUUACAGCUAUCAAAUUAAUUGAAUUAUGCCAUAUUUAAAUAUUUCAUGAUGUAUUUUAGAAUAUGUGACUCUACAUAUUGGUAGCCACUCUAUAAAUGUUGUAAACUGAUAUUCCCCUUGUUCUCCUUACUCGUAAAGGCUGCUCAUUUAUCUUGAUUUUUUUUAAUUUAAUUUUUUUUUUGCUAUUCACCAAGUAUGGAUCAGAAAUGUGUCUAGAGGGUAAACAAAGCAGAGAAAAUGUUUUGUUGGUUGGACCUUAUAUGCUGAUGAAACCACUAAGCACUUUGCAAUGUUCCCUUUUAUAUGUAUAUCAAAUUGUUUGAAAAUCUUUGGUGAAUAACAAUUGGCCAGGUCAGAUCAGAGAGAUUUUCUUUUUCUAUAUCCAUGCUUCAAAAAUUUGGAUGUGUAUUGGUACAGACUUCUUGCAAAGUCUGGCUUUUUCCUUGAAUUUGUAGGGAUGCUUGGUGCUAUCAAACAUUAUUCUUUGGUUCCCCAUAACUGAAUGUCUAUUCUCCUUAUUACACAGAAUUCAAAUAAAACAAGAAUAAUAAUAUUCAUUGUAUAUAGGUCAAAUUACAAUUAAGUCUCUUAUUGUGCAGAAUUAUGUGUAGCAAACUGACAGUGCCAUCAAGCUUUGGACCUUGUCUCACAAAACUUGUUAUCAAUUCCAUACGAUAAUGCUGUAAGCAACUGAAAUAGUGCUAUUUGAUUGGUCAAAGGCAAAGUUUGUCAUAAAUUUCUAACAUUUUAUUAGAUGAUUGAUAACAAGCUCUCUGAAACAGUCCAGGAUAUUGAAUUGACACCAAUGGAAAUAAUGCAUUACUUGAAUACAUGUAUUUGAAAUAUGUACAUACAUUACACAUUAUGGAAAUGUGAAAAGGUAUCAAACUCAAAGAUGUUUAUUUCUAACAUUUCAAAAUAAAUACUGGAACAAUUCCUUGAAAAAGAAAA
This is a messenger RNA of Lytechinus variegatus (green sea urchin), 6732 nucleotides long. It is a transcript of the gene chaf1a, whose product is annotated as chromatin assembly factor 1 subunit A-like. The transcript has 12 exons. The coding region runs from base 141 to 3989 and encodes 1282 amino acids. Gene Ontology annotation, biological process: nucleosome assembly. NCBI's taxonomy places the organism in Eukaryota, Metazoa, Echinodermata, Echinoidea, Temnopleuroida, Toxopneustidae. Gene Ontology annotation, cellular component: CAF-1 complex; nucleus. The record is from RefSeq and is a predicted model, not a curated record.